AAGCAGCACUCAGCGGAUGGGAGGGGUGCCGCUCGCAGACAAGAGACAGGAUCCAUGGCAACAAACAUGGCAGAGGCAGAGACCCGUCAGAGGCUGCUGCGCACCGUCAAGAAGGAGGUGAAGCAGAUUAUGGAGGAAGCCGUCACCAGGAAAUUUGUUCAUGAAGACAGCAGCCAUAUUGUGUCCUUUUGUGCUGCAGUGGAGGCAUGUGUUCUGCAUGGGCUGAAACGGCGAGCAGCAGGCUUUCUGCGUAGCAACAAGAUAGCUGCACUCUUCAUGAAAGUGGGGAAGAGCUUUGUCCCAGCUGAAGAGCUGUGUAGGAAGGCCCAGGAGCUCGAGCAGAUCAUCGAAACAAAACGAAGUCAAAGCUUGCAAAGUCAAGACAGCCUUCGCAAGAUGCCCCGACUGCCCAGCCUCACCCAACAGGGAGUCAGGAACCUGUGGAUCCGGACGGCUCUAUUUGACAAGGUGCUGGACAAGAUUGUUCUCUACCUGGUGGAGAACAGCAGUAAAUACUACGAGAAAGAGGCUGUUCUAAUGGACCCUGUGGACGGACCUAUCCUUGCUUCUUUGUUAGUUGGACCUUGUGCUUUGGAGUACACUAAGAUGAAGACAGCAGACCACUUCUGGACAGACCCGUCUGCUGACGAGUUGGUGCAAAGACAUCGCAUCCAUGGGGGCCACUGCAGACAGGAUUCUCCCACUAAGAGGCCCGCACUUUGUAUCCAGAAGCGGCACUCCAGCAGCAGCAUGGAUGAACGCCCUUCCCCCUCGCCAUCAGCUCGUGAAUAUGUGGAGUCGCUGCAUCAAAACAGCAGGGUGACCCUACUGUUUGGCAAAAACAAUGUGCUUGUACAACCGAGGGACGACAUGGAAGCUAUCCCAGGUUACCUGUCUCUGCACCAGAAUGCUGAUCUCAUGACCUUGAAGUGGACACCGAACCAGCUCAUGAAUGGCUCUGUUGGAGACUUGGACUACGAACGCAGUGUAUACUGGGACUAUGCCAUGACGAUCCCUCUAGGGGAAAUAGUUUACUUGCAUUGUCAUCAACAAGUUGACAGUGGGGGCACAGUGGUGCUGGUCAGUCAGGAUGGGAUCCAAAGACCACCACUCCGCUUCCCCAGAGGAGGACACUUGCUCCAGUUCCUCUCCUGCCUGGAGAACGGCCUGCUUCCCCACGGCCUGCUGGACCCUCCACUCUGGUCCCAGAGGGGAAAGGGGAAGGUGUUCCCCAAGCUGCGGAACAGGGUUUCUCAGGCAUCUGGAUCCUCAGACUCGGUCUCAGAUAAGGAGGAGGACGAGGCCACAGACUAUGUCUUCCGCAUCCUCUUUCCAAACAGCCAAUCAGAGUUUGUGAGUCCUCCAGACUUGAUGGAUCAGGGAGCUACAAUGUGGCAUCCCACUCUAAGGAAGUCCUCGUGUUCCUCUUGUUCUCCGGGGAGCUUCUCUGAUGGGGCGACGCCCAAGGGGUGCAACCAUGAGAGGGCUCCGCUGAAGCUGCUCUGCGACAACAUGAAGAAUCAGAUCAUCUCUCGGGCUUUUUAUGGCUGGUUAGCAUACUGCCGUCACCUGUCCACUGUGCGUACACACCUGUCUGCUCUCGUCAAUCACGCCAUUGUGGCGCCCGACGUGCCUCGUGAUGCCUUCAAAGGACUCACCACAGACGUGUGGCAGACAUUCCUCCAGGACUGCACAGCAUACGAGGAGAAGGAGCUGCUUCGUCUGGUCUACUUCGGUGGUGUGGACGCCUCGCUGCGUAAAGAGGUGUGGCCUUUCCUGCUGGGUCAUUACCAGUUUGGAAUGUCAGAAGCUGAUAGAAAAGAGGUGGACGAACAGGUCCGAGUGUGCUACCAACAGACCAUGCGUGAGUGGCUCGGCUGCGAGGAGAUUGUCCGUCAGCGGGAGAAGGAGCAGCAUGCUGCAGCAUUAGCAAAGUGUUCCUCUGGAGCAAGCAUGGACAGCUCCAGUCACAAGAUGAUCCACCACAACUCCACUGUCAGCAAUGAGUCCCAGUCCUCCCAAAGCUCAGACAGGCAGAGUCUGGCUCGCCUGCAGAGUGACUCCAGCAGCAGCACACAGGUGUUUGAGUCCGUAGAGGAAGUUGACCAAAUCGAGACGGAGCCCAAGAGCGAAGAGGCCAAACCAGUGCCAAAGAUACCCAAUGGAGCUCUGCAGAAUGGGACAAGCUCUCCUGACUCCGGACAUCCUUCCUCCCGUAACUUCUCAGUCACCUCCGGCCUGUCAGACGUAUCCCUCACAGAGGACAGCGCUGCACAUGAUACAAUCCCAAGAUCUGCAGCUGUCCCCCAGGAGCCACAGAGCCCAGUCAAACUUGCAGGGGUAGAGAGUGAAGGUCUGACAGGGGAGAUGGACAGCCAGGUUAAAGGUAAAGUUAAGAAUAAGGAGGGGGAGGAGGAAGAGGAGGGAGAAAGCACCUAUGUGACCAAAACUGCAGAAAAUACCAAGACUGACGGGCUGGUAACGGCCAACAAAGACAUUGGUCUGCAACCCAACAAAGAAGCAGUUGAGGAGUCUGGAGCAAUUAAAACAGAGGGGCCCAAAUGUGUAGACAAAGAUGCACUGGCAGACAUGAAAGGAAUGGAACCUUUAGAGUCAGGGGUAAUAGAAGAGCAAGUGCCCGAUAAGGAUACUAUGAUGGUAUUAGCAGCUGCUGCAGAGUCAACAGGAGAACUUGUUGAGCAAAGUCUUAAAAAAGAAGUAGAAGUGAGUAUUGAGGAAACGUCAAUGCUUAAGAAAACAGAACCAAAUGUGGAAAAGGCAAAGGAAAUGAAUGAAUCAAAGACAAGUAAACCACAAGAGGUUUUAUUGGCAGAAAGGAGAGAAAAUAUAUCAGUUGAUCCUCUGGCUCUCAAAGUUGAAAAAAACCUGGUUUUCUCAGUUAGAUCCUCGACUCAGACAGAUGAAGCCCAGGUCAUGACUGAAUCUGAUGAAUCUCCCUCAGCCAUAGAGAUGGAGGACAUCCCCAAAGCCAAAGUUUCCAUGAUGCCUUGGAGCAGGAAGGGACGUUGUGAAGCAUCGUCUUUCUCUGAGGACUCCGCUCCCCACAUAGAGCUCAGGCCGGAGGACGAGCAGGGAGAGCCCUAUCCGGAGGACACAGAGCCCAUCUUGUGUGAGGAGCCAGAGAUGGAGAGUCUUUACCCUAACUUUGACUCUCUGGUCAGGUCUGAAGACAUUAAGAAUGCAGCAACCUCUGAAGAAUCUGCUGGGAGUACCUUCUCUCAAGAGCUUUUGGACUUGUAUACUUUAAAUCUGCAUCGCAUUGAAAAGGAUGUCCAGCGCUGUGACCGGAACUAUCCGUACUUCACUCCUGCCAACUUGGAGAAACUGCGCAACAUCAUGUGCAGCUACAUCUGGAGGCACCUCGACAUCGGUUACGUACAGGGCAUGUGUGAUCUUCUGGCUCCACUUCUAGUCAUUCUGGAUGAUGAGGCCAUGGCCUUCAGCUGUUUCACUGAGCUCAUGAAGAGAAUGAAUCAAAACUUUCCACACGGAGGAGCUAUGGACACACACUUUGCCAACAUGCGCUCUCUAAUCCAGAUCUUGGAUUCUGAGCUGUUUGAGCUCAUGCACCAGAACGGAGACUACACCCACUUCUAUUUCUGCUACCGCUGGUUUCUCCUGGACUUCAAGCGAGAGCUGGUGUAUGAUGACGUGUUUGCAGUGUGGGAAACCAUCUGGGCAGCCAAGUAUGUCUCUUCUAGUCACUUUGUCCUCUUCAUCGCCCUGGCGCUGGUGGAGAUCUACAGGGAUAUUAUCCUGGAGAACAACAUGGACUUCACUGACAUCAUUAAGUUCUUCAACGAAAUGGCUGAGCACCACAACAUAAAGAAGAUUUUGACCAUGGCCAGAGAUCUGGUGUGCAAGGUGCAGAUCCUGAUAGAGAACAAGUGAUUGUCCUCUAUGUCUUCUUUUUCCUUCCAAGUAAAGUGUGACCGGCUGUAGCAGCACAAGAGUAAAUUACAUCUGAGCGCACAUUCUCUCUCUAACACACACACACACACAUACAUACACAAACACACACACACACACAUUACACAAAGCCUUUACAAUCACAGUUUGCUGCUAUGAGCCUUAUUGACUGUAUCCACAAUGUUGUUUGUGUUGUCAACAGGUGUAUGAGAAUAUUAUGCUUACUAUUUGUCAGUAUGUUAAAGUAAAAUCAAAUGUAUCUGAAAAAAUCAUUUCUUUUAAUUUCUAGAUAUUUUUGUCAGAAAUCCCUUAAGUGUGAGUCUUAACCAGAGUGCACUUAAUAUUUUUGAGAUAAUGAUGGUUUUAGUUGCACAUUUCAAACCAAACUGCAGAACUGAAUUCCACCAGAGACUAUAUUUAUGAGAGA
This is a messenger RNA of Etheostoma spectabile (orangethroat darter), 4357 nucleotides long. RefSeq names its product small G protein signaling modulator 1a (gene sgsm1a). The record is from RefSeq and is a predicted model, not a curated record. NCBI's taxonomy places the organism in Eukaryota, Metazoa, Chordata, Actinopteri, Perciformes, Percidae. Gene Ontology annotation, biological process: activation of GTPase activity. Gene Ontology annotation, molecular function: GTPase activator activity.